Molecule: messenger RNA, 383 nt
Organism: Quercus lobata
Lineage: Eukaryota; Viridiplantae; Streptophyta; Magnoliopsida; Fagales; Fagaceae
Product: mitogen-activated protein kinase kinase 6-like
Exons: 3
Coding region: 71-337 (88 amino acids)
Biological process (GO): protein phosphorylation; MAPK cascade
Molecular function (GO): ATP binding; MAP kinase kinase activity
Source: RefSeq, a predicted model, not a curated record
AUGUUCAAAUGUUGUAGUUUGCUAUCAUUCUUUCUAUCACAAUGGAGCUAUUUCCCUUGUGUUAGAUUACAUGGAUCGUGGAUCCCUAGCAGAUGUGAUCAAACAAGUUAAAACGGUUCUUGAACCAUAUCUUGUUGUUGUCUGCAAGCAGGUUUUACUGGGUCUUGUGUACCUGCACCAUGAAAGACAUGUAAUACAUAGGGACAUCAAACCAUCCAAUUUGCAAGUAAACCACAAAGGGGAGGUGAAGAUUACUGAUUUUGGUGUGAGUGCAGUGCUAGCUAGCUCUAUGGGUCAAAGGGAUACAUUUGUGGAACCUAUAACUACAUGUCGCUAGAGAGAAUCAGUGGGAGCACUUAUGAUUAUAGCAGUGAUAUUUGGAG